Molecule: messenger RNA, 1531 nt
Organism: Somion occarium
Lineage: Eukaryota; Fungi; Basidiomycota; Agaricomycetes; Polyporales; Cerrenaceae
Source: the annotation of a GenBank genome assembly
UUGACGAAAUCGACACUUCAUCCUCCUCCUCCUGCUCGACUUUCGAAUGCUCUCUUCGUUGGGACGGACGACCGUCCGACAAUGUUCACGACGUGCUCAGUCCACCCUCUCUGAAGCGCAAACAUCUGCGUCUUCGUCAAGACGCCAAGCGGCUGUCCAGACACUGAGUGAUUUGAGACGAAGACGGACAGUAUUCGUCCGUCCUUGGGAUGGAAUCAACUCCGUCCCAGAAGCGUGGGCGAUUAUUCGUGGUAUCGAAAGACAUUUUGGAAGAAUCCUUGAUUUUGCACUCGUUCGGGAUAUCGACCGCGCAGACGUUUUCCAACCUUACCUACGAGCCGAGUUUAGAGAUGAUGUUCAAAUACCUGAUGACGGGACUGUUGUCAAAGUCAAGGUCCCCAUUGUGUCGCGAAGUCAACAAGGCGGUCCUGGACUAGCUGAUUUACGUGUCUAUUUAGAGCACCAGGACAAGAUUAUCGAGGAUACCCAGGGCUGGGAUAUGCCAUCCCGCAUCACGUCUGCCGAGACCGAGGAGGAGGGCUUCAAAACUGUAGACGUCAAAGUGGAGAAAACCAAGUUUCACAUCCGUUAUGUCAAAACUCAGGAGUAUAAAGGCAUGGGGCAAAAAAGCACUCUCGAAUUCGGAGAGGCAUUUGCGAAAUGGGGCGGUUUCGCGUCUUCUGAGUACUCUGAACCUUCGAGCCAACAAGGAUCUGAGCCCAACGAACUUCCCAACCCUCGAAUGGCCGAGGCUCAGGAACGAUGGGAUAUCGUCUUGAGGAAGACUCGCAAGGCUGCAGAGCAAUCAGAAGUUAUUUCCGAGGAGCUUGAGACGGAGAUCAAUGCGGCUGAAUCCAAUCACCUUGCGGAUGCUCAACAAGAGGUCGAUGCUGCCACCGCUCAGGUAGAAGCUGAAACGACCCAGGAAGUUACUGCGACUCCUUCAGAUUCGGAGUCGACGGCUCAAACUCCUUCUGGAUCUACUUCCUCGACCCCCGAGCGAAAACGUUCAUCUACCAUGACGAAACGUCAACGCCUCCUCGUGCAAGCUCGCGAAUUGGCCCAAAAGCCUCUCCCGGAGAAGCUGACUGAGACGCCGGAACAGACAUCCCAGAGAUUGGAGCAGGAGAGGAAGGCACGGGCAGAGGAGAACGCUUCGUUAGCUGCGAGGGUGUGGAAGUUCUUCGGGGGUCACUCAUAAUUGCGCCCCAAGAGAACUCGUUGUACAUCGUAUGAUAUUGCUCAAUCUAAUGGGACUAGAGAACACUGCAUAUUUGAGUUUGGCAAUGCAACUGCUCAGAUAUCUAUCUUGACAUUAGAUGUGCUGUGGUUGAUAAGACUUGGCUGACCAUAAGAGAUUUGGGAUCAUACUCAAAAUACUAUCUUGAUGUCAAUUUGCUCGACGCUCAACCAGACAUAACAUAGGAUAGCAUAUGUAUUAGUCCACAGUUGGAGAACUCUUGACAUUCUCGGUAAGUACAUGCAUACACCAAUUACAAGUCCAACUCGACCAAACUCAUAUUCUAAAGGC